Messenger RNA from Odobenus rosmarus divergens (Pacific walrus), 2030 nucleotides. RefSeq names its product kelch-like family member 28 (gene KLHL28). Gene Ontology annotation, molecular function: protein binding. The coding region runs from base 114 to 1829 and encodes 571 amino acids. Lineage: Eukaryota; Metazoa; Chordata; Mammalia; Carnivora; Odobenidae. The record is from RefSeq and is a predicted model, not a curated record. The transcript is spliced from 5 exons.
CUCCGCCCCACCCGAAAAGAUUGGGGUUUGACUGGAGACGAGUGAGUAUCCUGCCCCGACUCCAGUGGUCCACGACUCCUCCUGUCGUUGCCGGAGUGAUUCCUGGGACUCAGAUGGACCACACGUCCCCAACCUACAUGCUUGCUAACUUAACCCACUUACAUUCAGAACAACUUCUGCAGGGCUUGAAUCUUCUUCGUCAACAUCACGAACUCUGUGACAUCAUUCUUCGAGUCGGUGAUGUUAAAAUCCAUGCUCACAAAGUUGUACUUGCCAGCAUCAGCCCAUAUUUCAAAGCUAUGUUCACUGGAAACCUUUCUGAAAAAGAGAACAGUGAGGUUGAGUUUCAGUGCAUUGAUGAAGCUGCUCUCCAGGCCAUCGUGGAGUAUGCCUAUACAGGAACUGUUUUUAUUUCACAGGACACAGUUGAAUCUCUCCUUCCAGCAGCAAACCUACUCCAGAUAAAACUUGUCCUGAAGGAAUGUUGUGCAUUUCUUGAAAGCCAGCUUGAUCCUGGUAAUUGUAUUGGAAUUUCUCGUUUUGCAGAGACAUAUGGUUGUCAUGACCUUUAUUUGGCAGCUACUAAAUACAUAUGCCAGAAUUUUGAAGCUGUUUGCCAGACUGAAGAGUUUUUUGAGCUUACACAUGCUGAUUUGGAUGAAAUUGUUUCCAAUGACUGUUUGAAUGUAGCUACCGAAGAGACUGUUUUUUAUGCCCUUGAGUCUUGGAUCAAGUAUGAUGUACAAGAACGUCAGAAAUACUUGGCACAGCUACUUAAUAGUGUGAGAUUACCAUUGCUGAGUGUUAAGUUUCUCACUAGACUAUAUGAAGCAAAUCAUCUUAUUCGUGAUGAUCGCACUUGUAAACAUCUUUUGAAUGAAGCCCUAAAAUACCACUUUAUGCCUGAACAUAGACUCUCUCAUCAGACUGUCCUGAUGACACGACCUCGCUGUGCUCCCAAAGUACUUUGUGCCGUAGGAGGAAAAUCUGGACUAUUUGCCUGUUUGGAUAGUGUGGAGAUGUACUUUCCUCAGAAUGACUCUUGGAUUGGUUUGGCACCCCUAAACAUUCCUCGCUAUGAAUUUGGAAUAUGUGUUUUAGACCAAAAAGUGUAUGUUAUAGGUGGUAUUGAAACGAACGUGCGUCCUGGCAUCACUAUCAGAAAACAUGAAAAUUCAGUAGAAUGCUGGAAUCCUGAUACAAAUACCUGGACUUCUCUUGAGAGAAUGAAUGAGAGCCGCAGUACCCUUGGAGUAGUAGUACUUGCAGGAGAACUUUAUGCCUUAGGUGGUUAUGAUGGACAAUCUUAUUUACAAUCUGUAGAGAAGUAUAUUCCUAAAAUAAGAAAAUGGCAACCUGUGGCACCAAUGACUACAACAAGAAGCUGUUUUGCUGCAGCCGUGUUGGAUGGAAUGAUAUAUGCCAUUGGUGGGUAUGGUCCUGCCCACAUGAACAGCGUGGAGCGUUAUGAUCCAAGUAAGGACUCCUGGGAGAUGGUUGCAUCUAUGGCAGAUAAAAGGAUUCACUUUGGUGUGGGUGUCAUGCUAGGCUUUAUUUUUGUGGUGGGUGGACAUAAUGGUGUCUCACAUUUGUCAAGCAUUGAAAGAUAUGACCCUCAUCAAAAUCAGUGGACUGUGUGUAGACCAAUGAAAGAACCCAGAACAGGGGUUGGUGCUGCAGUAAUUGAUAACUACCUUUAUGUAGUUGGUGGUCACUCAGGGUCUUCCUAUCUGAAUACCGUGCAGAAAUACGACCCUAUAUCAGAUACGUGGCUGGAUUCAGCUGGCAUGAUAUACUGUCGCUGCAACUUCGGGUUAACAGCACUUUGACAAGUGUGGACUGGUGGAAGUCGUGUGGUAACGAACCUUGGGCCACAUGAGCAGAUGCCCCACUUUCUGAAAUCCAAAAGCUUAACAUUACUUUCUUUGUAACUUGAAGUGGCAUGACGACUCAAAGUUCUGUUGGGUACUUUGACAAGUAGCUUUGGUUGCUCUUGAUUACACAGUGAAUCAAUAAUCAAAAAAAAAAAA